AACAAAUAAUAUCGGUGGAAAGUUCCUAACUUUACGAAUUAAAAUUAGGAAAAAAAACCAGGCACUCACUCUUACAGUCACAAAAGAAGUCGCACACUAUCCUUUCCUAAGGAAAAAAAAAAGAAAAAAGAAAACUCUUCAAUGGCGUCAUCCUCACCGUCGGAUCACAAGGCCACAAUAAUCGACGGCAAAGCCAUCGCCCAGACCAUCCGAUCAGAGAUCGCCGCCGAAGUCCGCCAUCUCUCCGAGCAAUACGGGAAGGUGCCGGGACUUGCGGUGGUGAUUGUCGGGACCAGAAAGGAUUCUCAGAGCUAUGUGAGUAUGAAGAGGAAGGCUUGCGCUGAAGUUGGAAUCAAAUCCUUCGAUUUGGAUCUUCCCGAGGAUGUUUCGCAAUCCGACCUUAUCUGCAAAGUCCACGAGCUCAACGCCAAUCCCGAUGUACACGGUAUACUAGUUCAGCUUCCAUUGCCGAAGCAUAUAAACGAAGAGAAAGUUCUGAGUGAAAUCAGCCUUGAGAAGGAUGUCGAUGGUUUUCAUCCUCUUAACAUCGGGAAGCUCGCAAUGAAAGGCAGAGAUUCUCUGUUCCUUCCUUGUACUCCCAAGGGGUGCCUCGAGCUUCUCUCGCGAAGUGGUAUAAGUGUGAAGGGAAAGAACGCAGUUGUGGUCGGCAGAAGUAACAUAGUCGGGUUGCCGGUUGCGUUGCUUCUUUUGAAAGCAGAUGCUACAGUUACCAUUGUGCAUUCGCGUUCUUCCGAGCCAGAAAAAGCCAUCCGCGAAGCGGACAUUGUUAUUGCUGCAGCAGGGCAACCAAUGAUGAUCAAGGGCAGCUGGAUCAAACCGGGCGCUGCAGUUAUUGACGUUGGCACAAAUGCUGUCGAUGACCGAAGCAGAAAGUCAGGUUAUAGGUUAGUUGGAGAUGUAGAUUUCCAUGAAGCAUGCAAGGUAGCGGGAUGGAUAACUCCUGUUCCGGGUGGGGUGGGGCCAAUGACCGUCGCAAUGCUUCUCAAGAAUACGUUGGAAGGCGCCAAGCGCAUUAUCGUCCAGUAAAGCUUCUGUCUGCUUAAGACGCUGCAGAAUAAGAUAAAAGAAAUUCCAUUCUGGGAUAAAGAUGUCUCAGGACAAAUUGUAUCCAUAAUUCUAUGGAUUUCUUGUUUUCUUGUUACAAAAUCCCAUCAUAAUGUCCGGAUUUUCCUUUCCGAGUACAUCACUUGUUAAUGAAAUUGCGCGUUUUGGAAAGUUGAUGGUACUGCUCAACUAGAUUUAUUUUUCCGUAAUUAUUGGUUAAUACAUCACAUGCUUGUAUCUUUGAGCUCUUUCUCAAAUGACUUGUAUAAAUCAAACACUUUAAUUUC
Morus notabilis is the source of this 1352-nucleotide messenger RNA. Its product is annotated as bifunctional protein FolD 2. NCBI's taxonomy places the organism in Eukaryota, Viridiplantae, Streptophyta, Magnoliopsida, Rosales, Moraceae. The record is from RefSeq and is a predicted model, not a curated record. Bases 142 to 1047 code for a protein of 301 amino acids. Gene Ontology annotation, cellular component: cytosol. The transcript is spliced from 5 exons. Gene Ontology annotation, biological process: tetrahydrofolate interconversion. Gene Ontology annotation, molecular function: methenyltetrahydrofolate cyclohydrolase activity; methylenetetrahydrofolate dehydrogenase (NADP+) activity.